AUGAAUGUGUGGCUAGUUUUGUUGUCUGUUUUAUAUUCAACCACCAUUAUUUUCUGUAAAGUUUUAAUUGCUGAUAAUUCAAUUACUUUGCCGAACAACAUUGGCAGUCGCGAAGACUGGUUUAUAUUGGCCAAGUAUUACGCCAGCAUUCACAAACCGUAUAAUGUGAAGAAAUAUGUGCCUUACAAGCCUUCAAACAACACAGCUACAGUGGAAACUCCUUUAGCAUCAUUACCGAUCCAUACCAGCACCACGGCACUGCCGGAGAUCCCAACUCAAACAUCAAGCUAUGAUUCUAAGUGGAACAAUAGCACAGAAGGCGAUCAUAUCGAACAGACUAGUGAAACAGGAAUUGUUGAAACAAGUACAUUUGAAUCUACAACGGAAACAUUGACGAGCACCACAGAGAUGCCCGAAACAUCCACCUUGUUGCUGUCUAUAAUUGGGAAAACACCAGGCAUUGAAGCUACUACCUCAUAUUACGAUGCUAUAGUCGAGAGCACCGAACAGCAAUAUUUAAGUUCUACAAUCGAAACAGGUUCAAUGGUUAAUGAGGCCAUUUCAACCACUACAACAUCGCCUGAGCCCGAAACAACGACCGAGCUGAGAGAUUCGACCUUCCAAACGUAUAACGAGACAAGCUAUACAAGCGAAGCUCCUGCAUCGUCUAUAGAUGUCACCACCGAAAUCAGCUUUGAUGCAGUUUCAACAUCAUCCCCGCCAGAGACGACAACCGAUGUGGGAGAUACGACAACUCGACCUCCUAUAUUCACGGUCGAAACACCAUCAUCCGCCGAAGAAACCACUAAUAUCAACUUUGUGCUGCCAACAACGUCCUUCGAACAAGAAACCACAACGGAAUUGGGAGUUACAACAACCUCGUCGGAACCGGACACUACAACAGACGAGGCAGAUACGACAACCCAACUUCUUAUAACCACAACCCAAUCACCACCAACCACAUCAUCGCAACCGGACACUACAACAGACGAGGCAGAUAAAAUAACCCAACUUUCUAUAACCACAACCCAAUGUCCACCAACAACAUCAUCAGAUCCGGACACUACAACAGACGAGGCAGAUACGACAACCCAACUUCUUAUAACCACAACCCAAUCACCACCAACAACAUCAUCGCAACCGGACACUACAACAGACGAGGCAGAUGCGACAACCCAAUUUCCUAUAACCACAACCCAAUCACCACCAAGAACAUCAUCGGAACCGGACACUAGAACAGACGAGGCAGAUACGACAUCAUCUGAGCUGGAAGCCACAACAGAAACGGCAGAUACAACCACACAAAUACCUAUAUCCACAACCCAAACAACACUAUUAGAGAAUACCACAACUGAAUUACCAUUUAUCCCGACCAGCACUAUUGCUUUUGAAGGCACCACCGAAGCUGAUGCAGACGUCGAGGUAACUACAGCUGAGCCGAUGGCCAAAACUACCUCUGGAAAUGCCAUUCUUGUGGAUGAUAUAAUUCAGGCUAAGCCGCGAAAGUUUACAUAUUCUUCAGAUGUAAUGCCCGAGAUGGAAUGGUAG
Molecule: messenger RNA, 1548 nt
Organism: Drosophila montana
Lineage: Eukaryota; Metazoa; Arthropoda; Insecta; Diptera; Drosophilidae
Product: mucin-2-like
Exons: 1
Coding region: 1-1548 (515 amino acids)
Source: RefSeq, a predicted model, not a curated record